AUGGCCAGUCAUCCGAAUACAAAUGAUUCCAUGAAAUCUACCUGGCGCCAGCAAGACCGAUCCAAGUGGACGAUCUUUCAUUGGAUGUAUGAAUGGGCAGACAUACACCCUAUAGAUCUUCACAGGGACAUCCCUAAACAUGCAAAACACGAAAAGAUCCCCUAUAUGUCGGAUUGGCAGCUACAAAGAUGGAUUCUAUUUCAUGCUGGAGCCACACUCGUGCUACAUCAGGUUUAUCUGUAUUUGACGGGGCACAAGCCAGGUCCGAUUCUUGCUUUCCUAUACUAUUAUGCUGGAGUCAGGAUAUUCACGGCCCGUCACCUGCGCGCGAUCCGGAAUCUGGGGCACACAUACGGCUUUUUAGACGGUGAUCAGCAUGACCGAGAUGGCGUGCCUGAUGUUGGGGUUAAAAAAGCCCUGAUAGCGUCGAUGUUGGCGGCAUUUGUGCGGCCACUGAUGACGGUGUUUCUCACCUACGAUGCAGACAAACCACCCAUAUCAAUGAACUGGACCUGGUUGCUGGUCGAAGUCAGUCUCUAUGGUAUCGUGCUGGACUUUUGGUUCUACUGGUAUCAUCGGCUUAUGCAUCAAGUGCACGGUCUGUGGAAAUACCAUCGCACUCACCAUCUCACCAAGCACCCCAAUCCGCUUCUGACAAUCUAUGCGGACUCCGAGCAAGAGUUCUUUGAUAUUGUGGGGAUUCCUCUGAUGGCCUAUGCCACUAUGAGACUUAUGGGCCUCCCAAUGGGAUUCUAUGAAUGGUAUAUAUGCCAGUUAUAUGUCAUGUUUGCCGAACUUGCUGGCCACAGCGGCCUUCGUCUCCAUGCGUCGCCUCCCAACCCGUUGACCUGGUUAAUGAGGAUCUUCGACGCCGAAAUGGUCAUCGAGGACCAUGACCUGCAUCAUCGGAUCGGAUGGCGAAAUAGCCACAACUAUGGGAAACAAACGCGCAUUUGGGAUCGAGUCUUUGGAACGUGCAGUGAGCGCAUUGAAAGUGCAAAGGAUAAUGUCGAUUACGAGCACCCUGCUACUAUGCCCAUAUUCUAG
Aspergillus ochraceoroseus IBT 24754 is the source of this 1047-nucleotide messenger RNA. RefSeq names its product sterol desaturase family protein. Gene Ontology annotation, molecular function: C-4 methylsterol oxidase activity; iron ion binding. NCBI's taxonomy places the organism in Eukaryota, Fungi, Ascomycota, Eurotiomycetes, Eurotiales, Aspergillaceae. The record is from RefSeq and is a predicted model, not a curated record. Bases 1 to 1047 code for a protein of 348 amino acids. The transcript has a single exon. Gene Ontology annotation, biological process: ergosterol biosynthetic process.